Zingiber officinale is the source of this 4569-nucleotide messenger RNA. RefSeq lists its product as uncharacterized. Lineage: Eukaryota; Viridiplantae; Streptophyta; Magnoliopsida; Zingiberales; Zingiberaceae. Bases 214 to 4062 code for a protein of 1282 amino acids. The record is from RefSeq and is a predicted model, not a curated record. The transcript is spliced from 23 exons.
CCUCUUCGUCUUCUUCGUUCGGACUGCCCUAUUUCUCCGUCGCUCCGCAUUCCGAAUCCUCGCUUGCUUUUUUGUCAUCGAUCUCUCUACUUUCCACAUUCUCAUCGCAUUCGACGAGGUUUCAUCUUUAUGUGGUUGGCGAUCUCAAGCUUUGCCGCUUCGCUUACCCGGUGAGGCGAGCUUUCCAGUUAGUAAUCGGCGGCCGGGGUGUCCAUGUUUACAAAGGAGAUUGACCCCCACGCUUACCGGUGGUCUCGCGAGGGCCAACCUUCGGCGACAAGCGUGCAUCCCCGGAUGGAACCCCUCGUCAACCUCCGAGACAGUGGAAGAGGGCUCGGGAUACCCCCGCCGGAGAAAUUCCGAAGUGGCCACCUUCCGCCCGGAAGCAUUUCUAUGUCUCAUGCCAUCCCGACUGGGGAAGAUAGCCAGUCUGGUUCUGACAUGGAUGAAACCUCCGAUACUGAAGCGGAGAUCUAUGAGAUACGCCAUUCUUUUGAUUCAUCCUCAGUGGAUGAGGUCGCUGGUAGGAGAGUCCCCAAUGGAACAUUCCGGCCACCUGCCUUUCGCAACAGGCAUACAGGUCCUGGCUCUACACAGAAUUACUAUUCUAGUGAUGGGUACUCAGACGUCAGCUCUUCAGUCGACACGACAAGGAAGCAGCCACAUCAGAUUAGGAAGAUGACUCAGUCAGAGUACAUGAUAGAGGUGGAUGAGGAGGACGGACUUUCAGACUCUGGUCAGAGCUUAGAAUUUUCCAGUCAGGUAAAAAGGCGCAAUGAUGGUUGUACUGUGCCGUUGAGAGGUGGCUAUGCUUCUGAAAACUAUUCACGCAAUGUGCCCCAGAGAUCAAAUGCAAAUGAAAAUGCUGCAAAAGGUGGUGUUCAUUCAAAAUUUAGCUUCACUCUCAAUGUUCCCUAUAUGGAAGGGGUUAGUGCGCCUUCUGAUAAGCUUGAUCCAGCCCCACAGACUGUGUAUCAUUCAAAUGGCUAUUCACAACAUAUUCCAUUUGUGGAGGAUCCUGCAGAAAAGGGUGGUCUUUCUGACUAUCCAAGUGCUCCUCCUAUUCAUGGCUAUGACAAGAAUAUAGCCGAUGAUGCUUCAGAACAAAUUGCUGGUGUCAGAUCUCCUGCUACAUCAAAUGGCUCGAUUUUAAUGAAAGACUCAAUGUUCCAUGCCAAUUCUAGAACCAAUCAGUCUGAAACAACUACCAGCUUACCACAAAGAAGCUGUCAAAAUACUGAAGCUGCUAGAUCCUCUAGUUUAUUGCCAGCUCGUCUUCCAACUUUUCAUGCAAGUGCUCAAGGUCCCUGGUUUUCUGUAAUUGCUUAUGAUGCUUGUGUGCGGCUAUGCCUUCAUUCAUGGGCUAGAGGUUGCAUGGAAGCUCCCAUUUUCUUGGACAAUGAAUGUGCUCUUCUACGAGAUGCAUUUUGUGUGCGCCAAGUUUUGUUACAAUCUGAGGAGGAACUUCUAGCAAAAAGGUCAUCGGAGCUUGUUUGUGAAGGUGCUGGUCCAAAGCCAAAAAAGAUCAUAGGCAAGAUGAAGGUCCAAGUCCGCAAGGUCAGAAUGGCACUAGAUAUGCCCUCUGGAUGCAGUUUUUCAUCAUUUAGACAACCAAUUGUAAAACUGGAGUCUCUUCGGUUCCGCAUGUCCAGUCUGCAAGCAACUCUUUCAUCAGGAUGGGAAUCACUUCGCAAAGUUCGAGUUAUGCCAAAUCUACCAGCAAAUAGUUCUUUCUCAAGGCACAGCUUGGCUUACAUGCAUGCUAGUUCACAGUAUAUCAAACAGGUGUCUGGGCUGCUUAAAAUUGGUGUUAGUACUUUGCGUAGUAGUAAUUCAUCAUAUGAAGUAAUGGAAGAGACAUACUCUUGUCAGUUAAAGCUAAAAAGUUCACCUGAGGAUGAUUGUGUCAAGAUGCAACCUGGAUCUGGUGACACACACGUCUUCUUUCCUGAUAGCUUAGGCGAUGAUUUGAUCAUUGAUAUCUAUGAUUCCAAAGGCAAAUCUUGUGGUCGAGUAGUAGCACAAGUGGCCUGUAUUGCAGAUGAUCCUAGUGAUAAACUUCGAUGGUGGCCUAUCUAUCAUGAACCAGAGCAUGAACUUGUUGGGCGUGUACAAUUAUACAUAAAUUACACAACUAGUCCUGAUGAAAACAAUGGCUUGAAGUGUGGUUCUGUCGCAGAAACAGUUGCAUAUGAUGUUGUCCUGGAAGUUGCAAUGAAAGCCCAACACUUCCAGCAAAGGAGGUUACUGUUGCAUGGAUCAUGGAAAUGGUUACUGACAGAAUUUUCCUCCUACUAUGGGGUUUCAGAUUCUUACACAAAAUUAAGGUACCUUUCUUACGUAAUGGAUGUUGCAACCCCGACAGCUGACUGUCUCACUUUGGUUCAUGAUCUGCUGCUACCUGUAAUUUUGAAGAGCCGCAAUAAGAACUCACUAAGUCAUCAAGAGAAUCGUAUUCUAGGUGAAAUUGAGGACCAGAUUGAGCAAAUUCUUGCCAUUGUAUUUGAGAAUUACAAGUCCCUUGAUGAAUCCUUAACAUCUGGAAUGUCAGAAGUUUUUCGACAUGCCACUGGAUAUCCUGCACCUGCAUUGAUACCUGCAAUGAAGCUAUUCACUCUUCUUCAUGAUAUCCUGACUCCAGAGGCUCAGCUUAAGCUAUGCGGUUAUUUUCAGACUGCUGCUAAGAAGCGCUCAAGAAGACACUUGCUCGAAACUGAUGAAUAUUUAGCAAACAACAGUGAAACAAAUAGGAUGGAUGUUGUUGGUUUUGCUAAUGCUUACCAGAAAAUGAGGACACUAUGCUUCAACAUACAGAGUGAAAUUUUUACUGAUAUUGAAAUCCAUAAACAGCAUGUGCUUCCAAGCUUUCUAGAUCUACCAAAUCUAUCUGCAUCGAUUUAUAAUGUCGAGCUCUCUAGUAGAUUACGGUCAUUCCUUGUUGCAUGCCCACCUAGCGGCCCUUCACAACCUGUGGCAGAUCUUGUAAUUGCUACUGCAGAUUUCCAGAAAAAUUUAACAAGCUGGAAUAUCUGUCCUGUCAAAGGAGGUGUUGAUGCAAAGGAGUUAUUCCACUUGUAUAUUAUCUUGUGGAUUCAAGAUAAGCGCCUAGCAUUACUUGAGUCCUGCAAAUUAGAUAAGGUGAAAUGGUCUGGUGUUCGCACACAGCAUAUGACCACUCCUUUUGUGGAUGACAUGUAUGACCGAUUGAAAGACACACUGAUUGAGUAUGAUGUUAUUAUUUGCCGCUGGCCAGAGUAUACUUUUGUUCUUGAAAAUGCUAUUGCAGAUAUUGAGAAGGCAGUAAUUGAAGCGCUGGAAAAGCAGUAUGCAGUUGUCUUGGCUCCAUUGAAGGACAGUUUGACACCAAAGAAAUUUGGCCUGAAAUAUGUUCAAAAAUUUGCUAAAAGAAAUUCUGGCCUCCCAUACGCUGUCCCUGAUGAUUUAGGGAUUCUGUUAAAUACCAUGAAAAGACUACUUGAAGUCUUGCAACCCAAGAUAGAAAUGCAGUUGAAAUCUUGGGGUUCUUGUAUACCUGAUGGUGGGAAUGCAGUGCCUGGUGAACAGCUUAGUGAAGUAACUGUGACAUUGAGAGCCAAAUUUAGAAAUUUUCUGCAGGCAGUAGUAGAAAAACUUGUGGAGAAUACUCGAGUGCAAAGCACCACAAAACUCAAGAAGAUCAUUCAAGACUCCAAAGAUGCUGCAAUGGAAUCAGAUAUCCGUAGUAGAAUGCAACCAUUGAGGGAUCUUCUAAUUCAAACUAUUAAUGAGCUCCAUAAAGUACUUGAGGUGCAAGUUUUUGUAGCAGUGUGCCGAGGCUUUUGGGAUAGGAUGGGCCAGGAUGCUCUCAAAUUCCUGGAGAACCGAAAGGAAAAUAGGCCAUUGUAUAAAGGUGCACGAGUAACGAUUGCAGUACUGGGUGAUACAUUUGCAUCCCAGAUGCAACAAUUACUUGGCAAUGUUCUUCAAGAGAAGGAUUUGGAGCCUCCCAGAUCCAUUUUGGAGGUGCGAUCAGUGCUUUGUAAGGAUGCAGCGCUUCACAAGGAUUCAAGUUUUUACUAUUAGGCUUAGGCUGUAUAUAUCUGGCAAGCAUUGAUUAAAAAAGAGAGCAACUUCUCGAAGUAUUCUCAACACAAUGUCAGUAGAAGAGCACUGAGUUACAAGUAAUUGCUUCAAGAUCUUUCAGUUUUGAAUACUUUUGUACAUGCACAAGCACAUCAAGAAAGUUUGAAGAAAUCUAAACCGUGAACUGCUUCAAAUCCGGCACCAAGUUCCUUAGAGAGACAAAAAGAAAGGAAGAGAUUUUGUAUAUUGUAUCAGUAUUCAGUUAGGUCACUUGCUUAGGAUUUGCUUGAGUAUUCCAUCAUAUGCAUAACAGUAAUUAAAGUACAUAUUGUCUCUUCACUCUGUAUCCAAUUGGCUAAAAGUAGAAAGUAGUCUCCAUAUUUUGUUGUGUUCGGAACUCUUGUUUUUUCAAGAUUCCAAUUGUUGAAACUAAGCCAGUGAAGAAAAUAUGGUUCAACCUAUGAACAUUUUCUACUUGUAAUGAAUGCAUUAUUUUGCAUACGAAAA